UGCGGCGGUCAUGGCGGAGCAUCAGCGCGAGCUGCGGCCGGCGCCGGGCGGGCUCGGGGCGGGGCCGGGCGGCCUGUGCCGGCGCUGCAGCGCGGGGGGCGGCGUGUCGCGGUGGGUCCGGCUCAACGUGGGCGGCACCUACUUCCUCACCACCCGGCAGACGCUGUGCCGGGACCCCAAGUCCUUCCUGUACCGCCUGUGCCAGGCCGACCCCGACCUGGACUCGGACAAGGACGAAACAGGCGCCUACCUGAUUGACCGGGACCCCACGUACUUUGGGCCGGUGCUCAACUACCUUCGGCAUGGCAAGCUGGUCAUCAACAAGGACCUGGCGGAGGAAGGAGUGUUGGAGGAAGCAGAAUUUUACAACAUUACCUCACUCAUUAAGCUUGUCAAGGACAAGAUUCAAGAGCGAGAGAGCAAGACCACGCAGGUGCCAGCCAAGCAUGUAUACCGCGUGCUGCAGUGCCAGGAAGAGGAGCUGACGCAGAUGGUGUCUACCAUGUCUGACGGCUGGAAGUUUGAGCAGCUGGUCAACAUCGGUUCAUCCUACAACUACGGCAGUGAGGAUCAGGCCGAAUUCCUGUGCGUGGUGUCCAAGGAGCUGCACAACUCCCCGUAUGGGGCCCCCAGCGAGCCCAGCGAGAAGGCCAAGAUUUUGCAGGAAAGGGGCUCCCGGAUGUGAGGCGGCCGGAAGUGAUUCCUUUGAGCUCUCUGAGAUUCAGAGCCACCGUGUCAGGCAGCUGGGCCCUGGGAGAAAAGUGCUUCAUGUACGGCGGGGCCGGUGGCCGUUCCGGACAGCGUUCUUGGUGCUAAAAACAGGCCGUGGCGAAGCGGCGCCGGGCGGCCACUGCAUCUCCUGCUCCCCCCCUCCCCCAGGCUGACUCCUCGGCGAGUCUCUCCCAUGAGAGACCUUUGUCCCUCUCCCACUGUGGACUUUCCCAUCCCCUCCCUGAACACCUCUAAGUGUUGCUGCGUCGGGGCCGUUACCGUCGUUACUGUCCGUCAGGGGCUGGGCCCGUGCCUUGCUGGCUGGGACGGAGGGUGGGCGCAGGCUGGGCAGCCCUGUAGCUAUGCACUUCUCCCUGGGGUCUCCCUGGGCGUGGGGCCUAGAGGGGAGCCCUGUCCACUGGCUGGCGCCCGCCUCCUUCCUGAGCUUCCAGAGACUCCACCUCUGCCCUCUGCUCCUUUGCCAAUAACCCGAUUAACUGGCUCCUGGCCCGGCCCCCGGCCUCGCCCCACCUUCCGAGCGCUGCAGUAGCCUCAGCCUUGGGCCUGGGCCCCCAGUCUAGAGCUUCUCGGGCUGUCGCCCACACUCACCAGGGUGGCCCCAGGCCCGCAGCCACUUGCGGCCCUCAGGGCUCUUGGUGGUGACCUGACUAAAUAGAUAGGCUUGUGGUGAUUGUUGUUGUUUUUAAUUUAAAGAUAUUAAAACUUACUUCACUAAGACCUA
Suncus etruscus (white-toothed pygmy shrew) is the source of this 1453-nucleotide messenger RNA. RefSeq names its product potassium channel tetramerization domain containing 5 (gene KCTD5). Bases 11 to 685 code for a protein of 224 amino acids. The record is from RefSeq and is a predicted model, not a curated record. Gene Ontology annotation, molecular function: cullin family protein binding. Gene Ontology annotation, cellular component: cytoplasm; Cul3-RING ubiquitin ligase complex. The transcript has 6 exons. NCBI's taxonomy places the organism in Eukaryota, Metazoa, Chordata, Mammalia, Eulipotyphla, Soricidae. Gene Ontology annotation, biological process: protein homooligomerization; proteasome-mediated ubiquitin-dependent protein catabolic process.